AUGCAGCCAUUCCUCUCCGGAGAAACAACCCUCGCCCUCCUCCUGACCGUCUUGACACUCCUCUUCUUUGCCGCAGCGGGAGAUGAACAUCCCUAUGAGCCAUACCACCACAGCCUGCCCGUUGAAGCCGGCCGUUCCAGCGUCGUGGACCUUUCAAGUGAGCAACCGCAGCAGAUCAAGGGGCAGGAGUUGAUUAUUGUCCGGUUGAAUGGUCUGCAAACCCACGGUAGUAGUGGUGGGGAGGACCACCAAAGGGUACCAGCAAAAGAAGAAGAACACCACCAUCACAGAAGGUCAUCAGGGAUGUUGGUACAUGGGCCACGGGGUGCUAUUUCGUUCCAAGUAUUAUUCAAGUCAGGAGGAGGAGCAGAUAUGAGCACAUGGUUGCUUGAGGCUUUGUUCUUGUUAUUGUUGGGAUUGGGGUUACCUAUGGUGGCAACGACGACGACGACGAAAAAAAAGACGACGACAUCAUCGCUGCUGCUGCGCUGUCCGACGACGACGACGACGACAAGGAGUAAAAGGAGGAAGAGUGUGAGGUUUGUUGAUGUUGGUGGUGGUGGUGCUGGUGGUCAUGAUGGUGGUGGUCAUGAUGAACAGCGACUUGGACAAAGGCAACGAGAAAGCCGUGGUGGUGGUGAGGAGAAAUCUGAUGAACUCCAGCAGCAGCAGCAGCAGCAGCAGCAGCAGCAGCUUCAGGAUUUUGGUUUGGGAUUGGGUUUGACAAGAAGCGUAGUCGAGGCUGUUUGUUAGUCAGUGAGUGAGUGAGUGAGUGAGUGAGUGAGUGAGUGAGUGGGUGAGUGAGUGAGGGAUCUCAAGAUAUAAAGAGUUUAACUGUGAUUUAUAUAUGUUCAAGGAAGCGUAGACUAAACUAGACGAAGGAUAAUAGUACGGCAAGACAG
Molecule: messenger RNA, 902 nt
Organism: Neurospora crassa OR74A
Lineage: Eukaryota; Fungi; Ascomycota; Sordariomycetes; Sordariales; Sordariaceae
Exons: 2
Coding region: 1-753 (250 amino acids)
Source: RefSeq, a predicted model, not a curated record